AUAAGUGUGUACUUCCUCCUGUGUUUUCACAGUGUUACUGUUAGAGAUAUCUUACAAGAGUUAACAGCUUUUGGGAGAGUAUCUGCAGACUAGAGUGAUUUAAGGAUCUGGCGAUCAGCCUCCCUUCACAUGCUGCAGCAGCAGCAGGGGUGAGCACAGACGACAAGGAAAGGUUCAUUCUUGAAUCUGACCCCAGGCAUGCUCAAUACGGUGGGUUUACAGUCAGAACCAUCGUUCUUGAACAGUCUGAAGCAGUUUUGAGCGCUGAGUGUUUGGUAAAUACAGUGGAUGUUGGUGUGGAUCAGGCAGCACCCCCUCUGCAGUGGGGCUGAAAUGGUUGGUGCCACAGUGAUUAGCUGCUGAUGUUCGAGCCUGUGGUUUAUGUCCUGUUAUUUCCAGUGUGUGUCCGACAGCAGAGCAGCAGCACAGCCACAAGCUCCAGAGGUCUCCGCCUGGCUCUAGAGAUGCCAAUCGUCACUGACACCUGCUAACCGGACCCUGUGGAAUUCAACACUUCACUCUUCCUGUUUGGAGAUGUCCGGUCAGGGACCAGCCAACAAGCGGACCUCCUGGUCCAUUGAUCUGGCGGGCUAUCAGCUCUAGAGUGUAAGGUUUCUAGUGUAGCUGAGGCAGAUCACACACCAAGACUGCUGGAUACUGAUCACACUCCGCAGAUGAAAUUCAGAGAUAGGCAGCGGUUUUUUGAAGAUGUAUUCCAGCCUGAUGCAGAUUUCUACCUCACUGCUGCCCACCUGCAAAUUGAGCACCGGAGACCACCAAUCGGGAGUGUCUCCUCCAUGGAAGUUAACGUGGACAUGCUGGAGCAGGUGGAUCUAAUGGACAUGUCCGACCAGGAGGCACUUGAUGUGUUCCUCAACUCCAGCAUGGAUGGCUGUGAGGCAUCAACACUGCCAGAUGAACAGUUUUACAAUAGUGAGAUCACCAUUAAAGUUCCAAACUCUGCAGAAAUAAAAUCUAGGAUGUCAUCCACUUCAUCCAAUUCCACAGAUCCCAACAGUUUGGAGCUAAAUAACGGUGACGAGACCCCGAUUGUCCAAUCUGAUGAGGAGGACGUCCAAGUGGAUACUGCACUACUCACACCAAACAAAGACAAGGAUACUGAGACACAAGCUGGAAAUGAAAGCUAACAUUUUGUCUAACAUCGCACGCUGAAUAGCUCUUAUCAACAAAACGUCUUUAUGUAAAGGGGGCUGAAGCACGAAUGAUAGAGACGCUGUGGGUACUUUCUAGCUUAUUGUUUCACUGAAUAGAUGAUCAAGUCCCACCACCAACUCCUAGUCACCCACAUAUUCCUAAUCCCACUCAUACAAUUCCAAUCACAUACACUCCCAGUCACACACACACUCCCAAUCACACACACUCCAGUGAUACACAUAUUCCUGGUCACAGACACACUCCAAGGACCCCCCAGUUAUGCAUGAAGCCAGUGAAACACAGCUCCAUUAAAGACACAGGCAGAUCCAACAUAUAAUACUCCUGUAAAGAUUAAAAAUAAGUAGUGAGUCUUGCACACAGCCAAGAUCAUGGAUGUAAUAAAAGCAUGUAGACACAGUCAGGUGUAGAACCUCUGAUUUAAGGCGCCAAUUAGCAACACGCCAUAUCAUAGGGGGCUAAUAACCCAUGGGACCAAUCAUAUUUAGACAAAUGAUACACAAUGCGAAUGGUGAUACCAAGCACUCCUAGCCAGAGACAAGCUAACCAAUCAUCACUAUAGCAACAGCCCACUGUCAACUUUCUAACACAAGACUACUGAAUGCAUCCUUUAACACUAAGAAAUGAUGUCUGAAAAUGUGGCCUUAGAAUGAGGAACUGACAGUCUGUUGGAACUCAGUGAGCUGUCAAUGAAAUUAAACCAACAUUAGAAAGAGGACAUGAGAUUGUAAGAAACCACUCUGUAGAUUUCUUUCUUUCUUAAUAAACUUAAUGAUAGCCAAUCAUUUGAACACA
Messenger RNA from Carcharodon carcharias (great white shark), 1968 nucleotides. RefSeq names its product dysbindin. Gene Ontology annotation, biological process: negative regulation of protein kinase activity. NCBI's taxonomy places the organism in Eukaryota, Metazoa, Chordata, Chondrichthyes, Lamniformes, Lamnidae. Gene Ontology annotation, cellular component: cytoplasm. The record is from RefSeq and is a predicted model, not a curated record. Bases 675 to 1148 code for a protein of 157 amino acids. The transcript is spliced from 5 exons.